Molecule: messenger RNA, 4245 nt
Organism: Biomphalaria glabrata
Lineage: Eukaryota; Metazoa; Mollusca; Gastropoda; Planorbidae
Product: membrane-bound transcription factor site-2 protease-like
Exons: 11
Coding region: 547-2043 (498 amino acids)
Biological process (GO): membrane protein intracellular domain proteolysis; regulation of response to endoplasmic reticulum stress
Cellular component (GO): membrane; cytoplasm
Molecular function (GO): protein binding; metalloendopeptidase activity
Source: RefSeq, a predicted model, not a curated record
AGGGCCUAUAGAAGCGGUGGGGCAUUGUCGGGAUAUGUGCAUAACACUAAGAGUUAGGCCACAGUUUUAAGCUAAACCAAUUUAGUUUAUUUCCAUUUUAUUCUGCAAUGAAAAUGCCUUGAGUCUAAUUAGAGAUAGAUCUUUUUAAAAUGGCCUAAUCAAUGUAGACCUACAUUAUUCAAUACCAAGGCCAUGUGUGCUGCAUUUUAUUUUCACCGUUUCUAUUGUUGACCCAUUUCACUGUAAACUUCCGGUUGAUUCAUGCUAAAAAUAUAAACACGAGGAUAACAAAUUCACGGAUGAUGUGCUGAAGCUAUGAAUUGUUUGAAUAUUUUGCUUAAUAAAAAUCAUAGCGAUAUUUCCAUACGUUUUCUAUACUGAUAAGAUGCAGCAGUGUAGGCCUUGUACAUCAACGGCUGAGAAAUUUUAUGACAUAAUACUAAUGACCCAAAGUUUUGGUUGCACUUUCAAUGAAUAUUUGGAAUGUAAUUGGGCUCAACGAGAAAGCUUUGUUUAAAGCUUGUGAAAAAAUACUGUUCUGUCAUUAUGCUACAAACUACAUGGAUUGCCCUUGUUCUAGGUUUCUGGUCAUCUCUUUAUCUACUUGAUGUCUUUCUCAAGAGCAAAAAAUCUGUAGCUAGGCCUUACCUUAGCUUCUUGGACAAGACUGGACUGACCAUAUCUGCUUGUCAGGUGAGAUGGUACACCUGUAUAUUCAACCGUGUCUUUCUGCGAGUCGGCCAAUGGAAACCACACUUUUUGAGGAUUUGGUUUACACUGGGCAUCAUUUUCUCCUUAUUGGCAAUGGUUGCCUCUAUAUUUUUGCUUUCUCUGCUAGUUGUCAACACAUUAAGACAGGCCCCAGUAGAGCAUCAAGUUCUGACACCAGUUAUGCCAGGUGUAAAUCUACCAACCAAUCAGAUCUCUUACUACAUGCUCACAUUGUUGGUUUGUGGGAUACUUCAUGAAGUAGGUCAUGCUGUUGCUGCAGUAAGAGAGCAGGUUAGGAUAAAUGGAUUUGGACUCUUUUUGCUAUUGCUUUAUCCUGGAGCAUUUGUAGAUUUAUCAACAGAACACCUGCAGGCUGUCUCCCCUCUACGCCAACUGCGGAUCUACUGUGCUGGGGUUUGGCAUAAUCUGGUCAUUGCUGUCCUUGCAGCCCUUGUCCUGUUGGCUCUGCCUGGGAUGCUGGUCCCAUUUUACUCUCUGGGUGCCUCUGUAGUAGUCACUGAUGUAGUCCCGAAUUCAGCUGUCUCUGGAGCACGAGGAUUGAAGAUUGGUGAAACAGUCACAAGAAUCAAUGAUUGUCAUAUCAAAAGUAUAUCUGACUGGUCAGCUUGUUUGUCAACUAGUAUGCAGGAGAAAUGGACUGGUCACUGUCUACCUUUGGAUUUAAUUAAAGAAUUAGAUGCUUCACCUUUCAAUACAUUAGCAAACAAAAGCCACUCGCAGUGGGAGGUGAUUGAUUGUUGUAACAGCACAAGCCCCACCCACCUGUGUUUCAUGUACCACACAAAGAAGAGUGCUGAAACACUGAUUUUCAACAUUACGAAGUAUGCCUGCCUUCCAGCCCGUCCUGCAACAGAUCGGCCUAUGUGUAGACUUCAAAGUGACUGCUAUGUGCCGAAAAUUGAUGCUGCUUGUGUGUAUCCAGCAGUGGACAAUGAAACUAAACUACUGCGAGUCUUCCAUGGCCAGCGGCCUCCACUAUUAUUUCUGGGUCACCCACUUGAUCUAUAUUAUUCAGUGUCCCUGAGCAACUAUGUUCCAAAGAUCUCAAUCAUUCCACUUAACUUACCUUAUGUUAUUGAAACAUUCUGCAAAUAUAUCAUUUCUUUAUCUGGAGCACUUGUUAUUCUUAAUGUUAUACCUUGCUACGCUCUAGAUGGACAGUACAUCUUUCAUGCUUUUGUUGAGCUAGCAUUGCGUCCAGCUGUUCCUGACCCUGAGAUUCGCAGCCUCAUUUUCAGCCUGGUCAUCUUGUUUGGUACUCUAUUGUUAUUAAUUAAUGUUGUUUUGGCCAUGUGGACGUUGCUUUUCUGAGAGUUGCUGGAAUACAUUGGCCCUAUGAACAUGAAGGCACUAUUUAUUUGUACAGAGACUACAUUGAAAUUUUGUUCAUUGCAGUACAGCUUCUUAUGAAUUGUACAUACUGGUGCGACAGAAUGAGGUUCCAUAAACUAAAGUUUCUGUUUCUGAAUAGUUGUGAUUGAUAGGUCAUUGUGAUGCAUAAUUUGUGCAGAUGUGAGAAAACAUUUGUCAGUGAAGACUUGUGCCAUUGUUGAUGUUGAACAUGAGAGUGUAUUUGAAAUCUAAUAAAUGUUUACAAUGUGAUGACUGUACUUUGGUUUUCUAUCUAACAUGUGUGUGUUAAAUGUUCAUAUCAUUUUCAAAUUCUUGUAAUAUUCUCUGGCAGAUGUUUCUGACACUGUCAGAGAAAAUUUUUUUAUUGUGAUAAGAUGGGACCAACAUUUAUGUUCACUGUACGCUUUGGUAUCUUGAAGGUAAUGAAUUCCAUAUUUUCUAUAGGAGCUUUUUUGAUACCUUUUGACUUUUGUUAACUUCUUUGAACUAUUUUUUGUUGUUUUGUUUUUGUACUAUGUUUGAACAUUUUGUUGUCUGUUUCAUGGAGAUGUGUUCCUCUUCACUCUACUCUACUCACAUGCUGGUCUCAUUUCUUUCAGUUUUGUACAUAGAUUUGGGUUUUAUAGAUUUCCUUCAAUUAAUUUGUGUAUAUAUAUCUAUAUGCCUUGUUGAACAUGUCAUAUGUUUAACUUUUGUUUAGUGAGUUCAACUAAUUAAAGACAUAAAAAUUGAAAAUAAAUCAUUCUAAACAAGCAGAAAAAAAAUGUAAACUUCCACUUUCAGACCUUGUAGUCCAUAGGGCAGAUGAUGUAAAGGUCAUCUGUUUCUAUGGCCUACAGUUUACGAGCAACCGCCUUUACUUUUCCCCAACUAAUGUCAGGUACACAUUAGAGCUGGGUGGACUCAGAGGCGCCCAAAGAUCCUGAAAUUAAAGAUUCCAGUCUUCACCAGGAUUCAAACCCAGGACCCCCAUUUGGAAGCCAAGCGCUGUACCACUCAGCCACCAGGUCUCAAAAACAAAAAUGUAUUCAAUAAAAUGUUUUCUUAUUAAGUCAGUUUUAUAUUAAGUUUAGGUUUGAGAGAGAAUUUCAUUUCUUCCAAUGGGAAUGUUUUGCACCAUAUAACACUGAGCUUUAAUGGGACAGUUUUCUUUUUUUUUUUUUUUUUUAAUUUGGAUCAAGUAUUUAGAUAGAUGUGCUUCAUAUACCUAUUGAAUAUUCAUAGACAUGAAAUUCUGCGUAACCUUGUUGUUUCUAAAAGAGAUCAGUUGUUGUAUAUCUUGUCAUCCUGCCUUACAGCGCCUUACUAAAUAGACAGCUUGAGUGUCAUUUUAGUGAACCAAAGAUAUUUUAAAAUGGGAAGGGAUGGUAAACAUCUUGAAGUGUAUUUGUUUCUUUAAAUACCAGAUAACUUUUUUUCACAUCAAGAUUUUUAUUUUCCUUAAAAUAAAAGCUGACAAGAAAUAGAGAACAUCUUUUAAAUGACAUCAUUUCAUGAAACAGUUUCUUUUUCAAGGUUAUGGUUUAUAUAAUAUGAUUAUCAUUAGAAGCUUUAAGAAAUAUCUGUCUUGAUUUCAGUAACAAUUAGCAAGUGAACUGGAAUCAAUGGCAUGUUAACUAUUGAAACUUUUAAAUUCUAGGACAAUAUUUCAGCACCAAGGUUAUUUCUUUCACUCCACAGUAUUAUGUUUGGAUCUGCUUUUAAAGAGAACAUUGUAAAGAUAUGGACAUUAGGAUAACAUUGAGUUAACCUUUCUGAGAAACUGCUAGAAGGAUUUACGCCACUUGUUUUUGACUUUUUUUUCUCUCCAUAAAAAGUUUUGUUUUUAAUGAACUUGGUCUCUGGUAUAUCACCAUCAUCCACAGAUCCUUGACCUAAUAGACUGUCCUGCUAUUUGUGAGUUCUACUGUGGCACUGAGAUUUAAACCAGAUACUCAAAUGUUUGCUCUAUAUGUUCACUACAUGAAGGAUUGAAAUCGACUCUCUACAAAUGAAACAGAAAUAAUUUGUGUAUACACUUUAGUGCAUUUCAUAACUUUAUGUUACACCUCUUUAACAAGACUUCAGAUGAGUCUAGAGGUAAGAAUUCUGUUGAUGCAUAGACAUCAAAGGCAUUCAUUUGUAGUCAAAAUGGCAAAAGUUUAGGUUGUGUUUCUUUUU